UUGGGCCGGGGCUGCGUUCCCGGCCGGCCCGGUGCGCCCUCACUCCGGCUCCCCCGGCUUCCGGCUCCGGCGGGCGGGAUGAUGGCGGCGGCGGCCUGCGGGCGGCUCCUGGGCCCGGGGCGGCAGCGGGCGGGCCCCGCGGCAGCGUCUCUGUUGUGGUCUACAGUUCGAAGUGAGCGAUCUCAAAGCACUUCACUACAGCAAGGAAUUAUUGCCAAAACAUCAUUGUCCUCACCCCCAUGGCCCGGAGUCAAACUACCAGAUCCAAUAGAAGAGGCAAAGUUCCAUGCAGAGGUCGUGCAAAAAGUGAAUGAGAUGAUUGCCACUGGGCAGUAUGGAAGGCUCUUUGCUGUGGUUCACUUUGCCAGUAAGCAGUGGAAGGUAACCAGUGAAGAUUUGAUUUUAAUGGAAAACGUGCUGCCGGCUGAAUGUGGAGACCGAAUCCGACUGGAGAAGGUUUUGCUGGUUGGUGCCGAUGACUUCACACUAAUUGGAAAGCCACUUCUGGGUUAUCGUGCAGCCACAGACGGUCCUCCGGAUAAACACCAUAGAAAUUGCUCCCUGCUUGUCAUGACGGAUUGUUGGUCUAGUAGGGCUAGGUUUAUUUUUACUGCUUUAGGAAGUAUGGAAAUAAAGAACUCUUGUCACUGGAAAGUCUUGGGCUUUUUAUUAUUGGCUAUAAUGGAAACCUAUUUUUACUUUUUUAACAAACAUUGUUUGUUGAAAUACUAUUUCAGCUUUAAUGAUGUUUGUUUGUAACCAAUUCCUUCUGAAAUUCAGAAUCCAAGGAUCAUUGACAAGAUGUUUAAUUCCACUCCAGUCUGUCUUUGCCUGAGCUCCAGCACUCUCACAAGCAGAAGACAGGCAUCAUGGAAAAUAUGAAAGCAAGUGGUCAGCUCAGCUUUUAAAAUGGACGGAGAUCUAGUGGUGUAAAAGAGAAAAGCCACGUAACUUCACAGCCUUGCAGCUUAGACCCUGAUCCAGCAAAACAUUUAAGUGUGUUAAUAGCCUCAUUAAUUUCAAUGGGACUGCUCCUGUGCAUAGUUAUUCACACGCUUCAGUGCUUUGCUGGAUGAGGUCUAGUGCACAAACAUAAAUGAACCCUACAAUCAGGUCAAUAGACAUUGUGUGUAGCAUGUGAUUCCUCCCUCUCAUGACACAAUCACUACUGUUCCAUUCUUUGGGAGCUCAAAACCAGAGUAGUAUGAUAUGAUCCUUGCAGUUCUACAGCUCCAGAGAAUAAUGUGGUAUGGUAUGGUACAUAACAAACAUGGGGGCGACGGGAGAGAUGAACCUGGUGACUACAGGACUUGGAAUGCGCUUCACGAUGGGGCCGAUCGGUGCAAAUCCGUGUUAAUGAUUAGCAAGAGGAGAUGCAGCUGAGGAGUUAAUCCUCUUAAAGGUGAACCUGAUUAUUUCUAAAAAGCUGUUCAGAGUCCCAACCCAUUAGCAGAAGUCAUAUAAAUAGCCUUAGAAAUGACAGAUCUCUGCCAUAUUUGAAAAUGUUCUUUUGGCUGAGUUCAGGGUCCUUUAACAGCUGGUGGCACUAACAUUUAAAGCAGAGAAGAGGGGCCUAUAAGCUCUUUGGGACAGGGCCUCUCCUUUUGCUCUGUAUAUUUACAGUACAGUGGGGCCCCAGUCCCUGGGUUCAUGAUUGGGGCUCCUAGGCACUACUUCAGUACAAACAGUAAUGUAAGGAAGUGUUUCCAGAUGGCCUUUUGGCUAAGGCACUGAAUGGACUCCAGAGAACUGGAUUCAAUUCCCAAUUCUGCCACAGACGAACUGUGUGACGUUGGGCAAGGUGUUUAGUCUUUCUGUGCCUCAGUCCCCAUCAGUGUGUGUGGGGAUUGUAUUUCCUUUUCCCCACCUGUUGUCUAUAUAGAUUGUAAGACCUUUGGGGCAGGGACUGACUUUGACUGUACUGCGUGUGUACAGCGCCCGGCACAGCUGUAGCUCACGAAAGCUUAUGCUCAAAUAAAUUGGUUAGUCUCUAAGGUGCCACAAGUACUCCUUUUCUUUUUGCGAAUACAGACUAACACGGCUGCUACUCUGAAACCUGCUUUUUUUAGAUCUUUCAGCACAUUGUCAGAGUAGCUGUCAGAUUCCCUGCAGCUACUACGUAAAGUAAAAAAUGGCCCUUGCUCAGCACUUCCUAGGGGGGGUAAUAACCCUUUCAAAGUGGCAGAGACUAAGUCCAAAGAAAGGGUGUUGAAGAGGGCCCAACAUCUCAUUUACAAAUCCAUCCGGUUCUCUACCACCCUGUGCCAUAAUAACAUUCAUUAUAAAUAUGCUUGGGUACUUGUGCUGUGAGCCUGAGAGAGCUAAGCAGGGUUGGGUCAAGGGAGUACUUGAAUAGGAGCCUCCAAAGGAUCACUAGGUGGUGCAGGAAACAGAAUUAGGGUAUCCACACUACAAAGACUGUUCCAGUGUAGCUAUGCCAGCAUAGUCUCAUCGUGUGGAUGCAGCCAACACCAACAGAAGGGGUUUUUCUGGUGGUGUUGGAACUCCACUUCCCUAAACAAUGGUAGCUACAUUUGUCCAUUUGACAUAGCUGUGUCUACACUGUGGGUUAGGUUGGCAUAGCUACAUCAGUCCCAGCAAUUUUUGGUGUCUUUCUUAAACCCCCAGCUGCCAGAACCAAGAGACUGGAUGAGAAUCUCUUUUCAUUUUUUUUUUAAAUUAAACUUCUAGCUCUCUUGGUUGUAGAAAAAAGCUUGAUAAUGUGACGUGAGUGCAACCUAAAGGCUGAGAAACCAGAAAGCAAAUAAAAAGAACCCACCUUUUAUCAUUU
Molecule: messenger RNA, 2791 nt
Organism: Chelonia mydas (Green sea turtle)
Lineage: Eukaryota; Metazoa; Chordata; Testudines; Cheloniidae
Gene: MRPL21
Product: mitochondrial ribosomal protein L21
Exons: 6
Coding region: 79-759 (226 amino acids)
Cellular component (GO): ribosome; mitochondrial large ribosomal subunit
Molecular function (GO): structural constituent of ribosome
Source: RefSeq, a predicted model, not a curated record